CCCCUCCUAAAUGUAUCUUUUAUUCUAGUGAGAGGCUGCAUGUCAUUUUUUGUAAUAACGAAACAUAAAAACGUAGAAUUACAUUUUUUGCACUUUUACGACGGUCCCUAACUUCAGUGGGUCAUCUCCCUCUCUACUGUCAGUCCGUGCAAGCUUUUCAAAUCGCUACAUCAUAUCAGCUCCUGAUGUGAAAUAAACAACACCAGUGCAACAUUAGGCGACAUUUAUCCUGCACACCACAACAGAACUGAUGACCACUGAUGAUGAUGGUGAAACGUACGGCGGAUCGAGUGUGUGAAUAACAUCAAACCGACCUACACCUCAGCAGCUGGUGCUGCCGGGCCGGCUGUGUCGCCAGUCAGAGGCAGAGGACCCGACCAUCUGAAGCGGAGUGGGGGUAGUCAGCUAAGCUGCUUAUAGCCCGGCCAGAAGGCCCACGGUUGAACAGAUGCAAAGAAUGGACGGCUUCAUCAUCGCAGCGAAACAUGGCAUAUAAAAGGAGGCGUUGUUCGCUACUGCUGGCAUCGACAUAACUGGAUCAGCCCUCCUGAAGGAAUGUUCACCCUCACAGAAGUAGCCUCCCUUAAUGACAUUCAGCCAACUUAUCGAAUACUGAAACCAUGGUGGGAUGUCUUCAUGGAUUAUCUUGGUAUUGUCAUGUUGAUGUUGGCCAUAUUCUCUGGAACGAUGCAGUUAACUAAGGACCAAGUGGUUUGUCUUCCUAUUCUGGAACAAACUGCAGAGGGGACAGGGGGCUUCUUGGGACCUCAACCGCCGGAGACACCUGAUAGUUUAUGGAACAAAGAAAGCGCCAUUGGAGAGCAAGCAGCUCCUUUGAUGGCUAAAAGGCCUCCUGAUAGCAUCGCCCCUACAAUUCACUUCACACAGCCGGGUACAUUUGGGCAGCCUCAGCCUACAGGUGUCAGGACCAAGCUGGAUUUUCAGCAGUAUGUUUUUGUCAACCAGAUGUGCUACCAUGUUGCCCUUCCAUGGUAUUCCAAAUAUUUCCCGUACCUCGCUCUAAUCCACACUAUUGUACUGAUGGUCAGUAGCAACUUCUGGUUCAAGUACCCAAAAACCAGUUCCAAAAUAGAACAUUUUGUUUCCAUACUGGGAAAAUGUUUUGAAUCGCCAUGGACCACCAAAGCCCUGUCUGAGACAGCAUGCGAGGACUCGGAGGAGAACAAGCAGAGAUUGGCUGGCGCUUCCUCCCUACUGAAGCAUCUGUCCACAAGCAGUGAGGAGGGCAGUCCGAACCAGUCUGCCCCAAUUCUAACUAAAUCUGGGGUCACAUUUUCUGUUGAAAAGCUUGUGAGUGAAGUUCCUUCUAUGACCAUACUGGACAAGAAAGAUGGUGAGCAAGCAAAAGCCCUGUUUGAAAAAGUCCGUAAAUUCCGUGCCCAUGUGGAAGACAGUGACUUGAUUUACAGACUGUAUGCCAUUCAGACAGUCAUCAAAACAGUUAAAUUCAUUUUGAUCCUGUGCUACACAAUGACUUUUGUUGCCUCAAUUGAUUUUGACCAUGUGUGUGAGCCUGAAAUAAAGCAUUUGACUGGAUACGCCAAGUUCCAUUGUACACACAACAUGGCGUUCAUGUUAAAGAAACUCCUUGUUAGUUAUAUUGCUAUCAUAUGCGUUUAUGGCAUAAUCUGUAUAUAUACACUGUUCUGGCUUUUUCGGCGACCACUUAAGGAGUAUUCAUUUGAAAAAGUCAGAGAGGAGAGCAGCUUCAGUGACAUUCCAGAUGUUAAGAAUGACUUUGCGUUCCUCCUCCACAUGGUCGAUCAGUAUGACCAGCUGUAUUCGAAGCGUUUUGGUGUUUUUCUCUCUGAGGUGAGUGAGAACAAACUUCGGGAGAUCAGCCUGAACCAUGAGUGGACCUUUGAAAAGUUAAGGCAGCAUGUGACACGCAAUCCUCAAGAAAAGUUGGAACUCCAUCUUUUUAUGCUGUCUGGAGUGCCAGAUGCUGUGUUUGAUCUAACUGAUUUGGAAAUCCUUAAACUAGAAUUAAUCCCAGAGGCCAGGAUAACAGCUAAAAUCUCACAAAUGAUAAACCUCCAAGAGCUGCACUUCUAUCACUGUCCGGCCAAAGUUGAACAAACUGCUUUCAUCUUUCUCCGUGAUCACCUUCGGUGCCUUCAUGUCAAAUUUACAGAUGUUGCCGAGAUUCCCAGCUGGGUAUACUUGCUGAAAAACUUAAGGGAACUAUACUUGGUUGGUAACCUGAACUCUGAAAACAACAAAAUGAUCGGACUCGAGUCUCUGCGAGACCUCAGGCACUUAAAGAUACUGCAUCUCAAAAGCAACCUCACAAAGAUCCCGACAAACAUAACCGAUCUGUCUCCGCAUCUGAUCAAGUUGGUUGUUCAUAAUGAUGGUACGAAGCUCUUAGUACUGAAUAGCUUGAAGAAAAUAAUGAAUCUUGCUGAACUGGAGUUACUUAACUGUGAGCUGGAGAGAAUCCCCCAUGCUAUCUUCAGUUUGAACAACCUUCAGGAACUGGAUCUAAAAUCUAAUAACAUUCGUACCAUCGAGGAAAUCAUCAGCUUUCAGCACCUCAAGAGACUGACGUGCCUCAAACUUUGGCACAAUAAGAUCACUGCCAUUCCAUUGUCAAUUAGCCAUGUCAAAAACCUUGAGUCGCUCUAUCUCUCACACAACAAGCUUGAGUCUCUACCCUCAUCCUUAUUCACCCUUCUCAAGUUGAGGUACCUCGAUGUUAGCCAUAACUCUAUAGUGGUUAUUCCACUGGAGGUCGGCUUUCUGCAGAACCUCCAACAUUUUGCCAUCACCGGCAACAAAGUCGAGAUAGUUCCCAAGCAACUGUUCAAGUGCACCAAAUUGAGGACCUUAUGUCUCGGCCACAACUGUAUCUCCUCCAUUCCAGAGAAGAUUGGCCAACUCUCGCAGCUGACACAUCUGGAACUGAAGGGAAACUGUCUGGAUCGUCUCCCGGCUCAGCUUGGUCAGUGCUGCCUCCUGCGCAGGAGCUGCCUGAUCGUGGAGGAUCAUCUCUUUGACUCACUCCCCAUGGAGGUCAAAGAGAGCAUCAAUCAGGAAUCUAGUGUUUCUUUUCCAAAUGGGUGCAAGUGUCUAAGUGAUGGCCGGUAGUCACAUCCUACAUGGCAUCAAGUGUCAUGCAUUUCAUCUUAGGUGUAAAGUAGUCUUUGUUUUAAUCAUGUCAUUAGAAAAAGUAGUUCAGGGUACAGUAUUGGUAUGCUUCAUGAUGUUUUAGCAACUUAUCAAAUAAACACACCACAGCACAUACAAGGUCGGUACCACUGGAGACAUUUUAAAUGAACUAUAGAAAUGAUCAUGGCUUGUGUCAUGUCUAUAUAUAUAUAUAAUUUAUUUAUAUUUUUAUUUGUUUAUUUUUUCAUUUUGUGUUAAUGUUAAUGUAGGUGCAUUGUAGCUCACUCUGCUUAUGUUUUUUACCUUUUGUAUGCAAAAUUAUCUACAGUGGAUCAGAAAUUUGUAUCAUUUUGAAACAGUCCACCUUUUUAUCUCUCCAAUUUGACUUGGUUUUCCUCAGAUUAGAUACACUUGAGUGACCUCAACCUAAAGGAAUGGUUCACUCAAAUAAAAAAAAAAAUUAGCUUUCCUCUAAUAUCGAACCAUGCAGGCAAUUUUGGUUUUGACAGAGGUUUCCAUCUCCACCAAAUAAAUUGGAUGCAAAUAGAAUUUGGUCUGUGGUGCUCACAGCAAUAAAAUAUUGUAUUUGAAGACAAUCGAACAGCAACAUUCCUUUUCAGAAUUUAUUACACCUAUAUUUAAUCAAAUAAAUAUUCUUAGUGUUUACAGCAAGUAUGUUGAUUAUCCAGAGUGACCAGGGCAUUGUGUCUGGAAAGAGAUGUUGCUGUUGAAAUAUUCAACACUGCAAGUACCAUAAACAAAAUUCCCUCCCCCUCCAUUAUAUGGAGGAGAAAUCACAGAUAUAGAUUUCUCAAAACUUGAACCAGUAAAACCAAAACUAUCUGCAUGUUUAGAUACUGAAGUAAAAACGUUCACUUUUUUUGUUAUUUGGGUGAACUGAUGCUUUAAAAAACUACAAUUUCUUUAAAACAAUCUCAACUCAAGGUCCAGUUACCAGCCUCGGCCAUGUGGACAUGCAGGCAAAACUCCCUUCACUGUGGUAGACUGCAAAAAAUGGAUGAAAGCUCCAGAAAAAGAUAGUAAGUUGAGUGAAGAUUAUUACUACUGCUACUACUACUUCUAAGGUCAAGAAUGACUCGUUUACUCUACCACUGCAGUAUAGACCACAACCAAUAUCAUUUGCUGCACAAAAAAAUUGAAAAAUUGUAUAGGUAUAGUUGUAUUCUUAUUAACCUAAUGCAUUCCAAUUUAAAUAUACUUGUACUAUAUUUUCAAGUUACAAACCAAAAUUAAAAAGUUUCCCAUGAUACUUUUUCUCUACUUCUAAAAAUGUCUUGAAUCAUGCCAUCAUUAUUUUUGAUACAUUUGUUUUUUUUCCUUUCUUGUGUACAGCCAACCCACAAUUACAUCAGUUGUACUUUUGCUCUCACGUUUAAUUGCGCUUUUCUUUUUGUAAACAGCAUAUUAUCAUGUAUUUUGUGUGUUUUUAUGUAUUUAUUAUCUCAUUGUCUUUUAUCUGUUCUUCUCUCUGCACAGCACUUUGUAAAUCCGGUUUUAAAAUGUGCUAUAUGAAUAAAGGAAUUACUACUAUAUUA
This is a messenger RNA of Dicentrarchus labrax (European seabass), 4688 nucleotides long. RefSeq names its product leucine rich repeat containing 8 VRAC subunit Db (gene lrrc8db). The record is from RefSeq and is a predicted model, not a curated record. The transcript is spliced from 2 exons. Lineage: Eukaryota; Metazoa; Chordata; Actinopteri; Moronidae. Bases 556 to 3111 code for a protein of 851 amino acids. Gene Ontology annotation, molecular function: protein binding.